UCCUUUCCUUUUUCACGUAGUAAAGAUGGCGGUACACGGCCCUGUUGUGAAAAUCCACCCGGUUGUUCUUGCUUCAAUCGCCGACUCCUAUGAGAGACGAAAUGAGGGAGCCAGUCGAGUCAUCGGGACAUUGCUAGGAACCGUCGACAAACAUUCCGUGGAAGUCACGAACUGUUUCUCUGUACCUCACAACGAGUCUGAGGAUGAGGUGGCUGUUGACAUGGAGUUCGCUAAGAACAUGUAUGAGCUUCACAAGAAGGUGUCUCCUACAGAGGUUAUCAUUGGCUGGUAUGCUACGGGGUUUGACAUAACGGAACACAGCGUGCUGAUCCAUGAGUACUACAGCAGAGAGGCGGUCAACCCCAUCCACCUGACUGUAGACACAGCACUGCAGAGCAACAAGAUGAACAUCCGAGCGUACAUCAGUGCCCAGAUGGGAGUACCAGGGAAGACAGUCGGUGUGAUGUUCACUCCCCUAACCGUCAAAUACAUCUACUAUGACACAGAGAGGAUUGGAGUGGGCCUGCUCCAGCGAACCAGGGAUGCUCCCAACCGGGCCAAGGGGUUGACAUCUGACCUGUGUCAGGUGGGAGGCGCGGCGACCCGGGUUCAGGACAUGCUAACCACAGUACUGGCCUACAUAGAGGAGGUGUUGUCUGGUAAGGUCCAGGCUGAUAACAGUGUUGGGAGGUUCCUCACAGACCUGGUCAGUAAAGUCCCUAAGAUCUCGGCUGAAGACUUUGAGAGCAUGCUCAACUCCAACAUCAAUGACCUGCUGAUGGUGACGUAUCUAGCCAACCUGACCCAGGCCCAGAUCGCCCUGAAUGAGAAAUUAGUAAUUUUGUAGGAGACCACAGCAAGUCAAUAAAAGAAAAUGCCAUCUAAA
Molecule: messenger RNA, 886 nt
Organism: Esox lucius (northern pike)
Lineage: Eukaryota; Metazoa; Chordata; Actinopteri; Esociformes; Esocidae
Gene: eif3f
Product: eukaryotic translation initiation factor 3, subunit F
Exons: 8
Coding region: 26-847 (273 amino acids)
Biological process (GO): translational initiation
Cellular component (GO): eukaryotic translation initiation factor 3 complex, eIF3m
Molecular function (GO): translation initiation factor activity; translation initiation factor binding; metallopeptidase activity
Source: RefSeq, a predicted model, not a curated record